AUGCCUUUGGAGGAGGUCAUCAUGCCUUCAGCUGGCUCCAGUCCAGAGCUCAGGCAGCUGGGCUUUUCGCCCCGUGACCCCUCGCCUGUGUUCCGCUUCUGUGGAGUCUCUGUUCUGGAUGUUAUAGAAAUGAACUCGUACGCUAUGUGGGCUCAUGUGUCGCUGGCCUCUUCCCUGGACCACCGUCGUCGUUUUGAGAUCCAGCCCACGGUCUUGUGCACAGGUGCGGCAACAAGCUCUAGAUAUGACAUUGAAGCUGUUUCCAGCCCGACCAGCGUGAGAUUAACAUGGAAUCACGGUGAUUCAGCUGCUGCAGAUGCUUACAGAAUAGAGAUUAAUGGAACGAAUGUGAAUUUUACUACUAACGCAAACGAAACAUCAUAUAACAUCACAGGCUUAAGUCCAGCUACUUCCUAUACAUUCUUCAUCACUAAAAUAAACGAAACAUCAUAUAACAUCACAGGCUUAAGUCCAGCUACUUCCUAUACAUUCCUCAUCACUCCAUUGUCAGCCAGUCAGCCCUCGGAAAGCCCCAUGGACAAACAUGUCACAACAAAACCUCGGCCAGUGUCUGAUCUCCGAGUUGCCUUCCUGGGUGUGACGCAAGCUGUUCUCGUCUGGAGCGAUGCCAAAGGCACUGCCUCCUACCGGAUGCUUCUUGCAGGCUUCGAAAAGUCCUUCAAUAUUUCAGACCUGAGGCCGGGCACCCGUCAUAUCUGUCCUGUUUCAGAAUCCAAUGAGACGCAGAACGGCUUACAAGCUGGAGAAGCUAACAGCAGCACUUGGAGAAGCCCAGUGGUGUGCCAGCUGCUGGACUCUGUAGACCUCUCCUCUGUUCGGGACCCCUCUCGCACAGAGGUCGUGCUCACUGGGUUAGAGUCUGAUACUGACUACACAGCCACCGUUUAUUCUCGAGCAGCAGACGGCACCGAGGGACAGCCCGGGGACGAAGCAGUGUUUAAAACAAAUUCCAGCCAGGUUUUUGACAUCAGAGCUGUGAACGUCAGUGCCACAAAUAUGACCCUGACCUGGAAGAGCAAGUAUAAUGGGUCAUCUCUUCCCUACACCUACAAGAUACACGUGGCUGGGGGGACUAAUCCCACCAACCACACUGUCAAUAAGACUGAGGCCCUCAUCCUUGGACUCAGCUCCAGCACCUUGUACAGCAUCACAGUGCGUCCUUUCCUGAGACACACCGAGGGCACACCAGGCUUCCUCCAAGUGUAUACUUCCCCCGGUCCAGUUUCUGACUUCCAAGUGACACAUGUCAGCAUAAGGGAAAUUGGUUUGACUUGGAGAAGCAAUGACUCAGAAUCCUUUAAGAUUCUCACCAUGCAGGAGAGAGGUGAGGUGAUUCAAAAUGCUACAACCCGAAAUCAGAGCAUCAUCAUUGAAAACUUAAAUCCUGGGACCAGUUAUCAUUUUGAAAUAUUUCCAAGAGGACCAGAUGGGACUCAAGGGCCCUCCAGAACAGUCCAUGGUAGAACUGACCGCAGUGCUGUGAUUGACAUCCGCGUGGUCAAUGUCACCACCAAUGAAAUGCAGCUGAAGUGGGAGAAUACGGACAGUGCUCCUGGAUAUAAAUACCGUGUAGUUCUAGAGCCUGAACGUGGCCCCAACAAGACCACCACUUCUCAGAAAUGGAUCACAUUAAAGGGCCUCACCCCAGGCACCUUAUAUAAUGUCACAAUCUCUCCAGAACUGGGCCAUGUCCAGGGUGACUCCAGCUCCAUUGCCCAGUACACACGACCCAGCAGUGUGUAUGACAUUGAAGUAAGCACCAGUACCACUGUGGCAGCCAUCCGGUGGAAGAAUUCGGACGCAGCCUCUCCUAAGUAUUCCUACCACCUUACCGUGAAGGCUGAAGAUGGCAGCAAUAUAACCAACAUCACAGACGCUGGAAUCACUUUUUUGAGGCUCCCUGGCUUAAUCCCUGGCUCUUCUUACACAGUGGAGAUCUCUGCACUAGUUGGGAAUGAUACAUGGUCACUGGUGCCUGGCUGGAAGUCGUUCUGUAUGGAACCUGCACCAGUGGCCUUCUUCCACUGUGAGCUGGUCCCCAAGGAGCCAAUUCUGGUCCUGAAGUGGGACUGCCCCCCUGGCAUGAAUUCAGGUUUUGAGCUCGGGGUCCAGAGUGACAGUUGGCACAAUGCGACACACCUGGAAAACUGCUCUUCGGACGGUGACACAGAACGCAGGACAGAAAUCACAUAUUUGAAAUUUUCUACCUCGUACAACAUCAGCCUUGUCACCUUGUCGUGUGGAAAGAUGGCACCCCCCGCCCAGAAUACCUGCACCACUGGCAUCACAGACCCACCUCCUCCCGAUGGAUCUCCCAAUAUUACAUCUAUCAGUCACAAUUCAGUAAAGGUUAAGUUCAGUGGUUUUGAAGCCAGCCAUGGACCUAUCAAAGCCUAUGCUGUCGUUCUCACCACCAGGGAAGCUGGCGAGCCUUCUGCAGAUGAUUUGAAGUACACAUAUGAAGAUUUUAAAAAUGGGGCCUCAGAUACUUAUGUGACAUACCUCAUCAAAAUAGAAGAGAAGGGACGCUCGCUGGGCUUGUCUGAAGUCUUGAAAUAUGAAAUUGAUGUGGGGAACCAAUCCACCACCUUCGCCUAUUACAACGGGAGGCUGGAGCCGCUGGGCUCCUACCGGGUGUGUGUGGCUGGCUUCACCAAUAUUACCUAUAACCGUCGGAAGGAUGGGCUCAUCAAUGGGGACGAGAGCUAUGUGUCUUUCAGUCCUUACUCGAAGGCCGUGGUCUUGCCUCAGGAUCCAGGUGUCAUCUGUGGAGCCGUGUUUGGAUGUAUCUUUGGUGCCUUGGCCAUUGUGGCUGUGGGAGGCUUUGUCUUCUGGAGAAAGAAAAGGAAAGAUGCCAAGAACAAUGAAGUGUCGUUUUCUCAAAUUAAACCUAAAAAGUCCAAGUUAAUCCGAGUGGAGAAUUUUGAGGCCUACUUUAAGAAACAGCAAGCUGACUCCAACUGUGGGUUUGCAGAGGAAUACGAGGAUCUGAAGCUGAUUGGAAUAAGUCUACCUAAAUAUACAGCCGAAGUAGCUGAGAACAGAGGGAAGAAUCGCUAUAACAAUGUCCUGCCUUAUGAUAUUUCUCGAGUCAAACUCUCAGUCCAGACCCAUUCGACAGACGACUACAUCAAUGCCAACUAUAUGCCUGGCUACCAUUCCAAGAGAGAUUUCAUUGCCACACAAGGACCUUUACCCAACACUUUGAAAGAUUUUUGGCGUAUGGUUUGGGAGAAAAAUGUAUAUGCCAUUGUUAUGUUGACCAAAUGUGUGGAACAGGGAAGGACCAAAUGUGAGGAGUACUGGCCUUCCAAGCAGGCUCAGGACUACGGGGACAUAACUGUGGCAAUGACCUCGGAAGUGGUUCUUCCGGAGUGGACCAUCAGAGAUUUUGUGGUGAAAAAUAUGCAGACAAGUGAGAGUCAUCCUCUGAGGCAGUUCCAUUUCACCUCGUGGCCUGACCACGGUGUUCCUGACACCACUGACCUGCUCAUCAACUUUCGCUACCUGGUCCGAGACUACAUGAAGCAGAUUCCCCCGGAAUCACCAAUCCUGGUGCACUGCAGUGCUGGGGUCGGAAGGACGGGCACUUUCAUUGCUAUCGAUCGUCUGAUCUAUCAGAUAGAGAAUGAGAACACCGUGGAUGUGUAUGGUAUUGUCUAUGAUCUCCGGAUGCACAGGCCUCUGAUGGUACAGACAGAGGACCAGUAUGUUUUCCUCAAUCAGUGUGUUUUGGAUAUUAUCAGAGCCCAGAAAGACUCAAAAGUUGAUCUCAUCUAUCAGAAUACAACUGCAAUGACAAUCUAUGAAAACCUCGAGCCCGUGAGCAUGUUUGGAAAGACUAAUGGUUACAUCGCCUAGUUCCAAAGCCAACCCUUCUGAAGUGAACCAGACCGUCACACCCACAGUGAAGGAGAAUGCCCUGAUGUGGACAUGUUUUUAUAUGUCUCAUUUCUCAGUUCUUUGUUCUGUUCUGUUAGAACUGCCUUGGAGGGCAUGAGGCUGUGCGUGUAAAACAUGGCAGAUAGGGAGUUGGGGUUGUCAGGGGCUGUGGACAGGUGGUGUAUAAAUCAGCUGCAUUCCUGAUUAUCAAUGGGAUGGGGUCGCUUUUUUUUCCCCUUGAGAAUUGUGGAAAACCAGGAAAAGUGAGCUAUGAUUUAUUUUUCUUUUCCAAAUCUCUCUCUCUCUCUCCCCUCUCCCCCUCCCUCCCUCCCUCUCUCCCUCCCUUCCUCCCUUCCUUCCUUCCCCUUCCCCCUCUCUCCCCCUCUCCCUCUCUAAUUUUUUUUAGGACUUUUAUAUGAUUCACAUGCUAAAGCCAGGAUUAUGUUGGGUUGAAUCUAUUUUAAGUAUCAGAGGUCUAUUUUUACCUACUGUAUCUUGGAAUCUAGCUGAUAGAAUACAUGACUGUGGGUGUUUACCAUGCAGGGAGGGGCACACUGUGCCUUUUCUGCAUGGGUUUCUAUUUGAACAUGUGCCUUUUUUGAAUUAUGCUUCCACAGGCAAAACUCAGUAGAUGUCUCUAUUUUUAUAUUGAAUCUCAUAAUUGGAAUAUACAGAAUAUUUAAAUAGUAGCUUAGUAUCAAAGGUCUGCCUUCUCAGUAACAUUCCUGUUCUCAUUUGAUUAGAGGAGGUUUUCUCUUUGACCCACCCUGGACAUACAUUUGUGCUCCAUUCUUUUUUCUUUUUUUUUCCCCUCCCAGUUUUCUCCAAAGACUUCUGUUGGUGACAUUUUCAUCCCAUUGGUUGGGUGAGAAUAGAAAUUGAAAAUAUUACCAUGAGACUCUCUGUGGGGUGGGGUGGGGGGCGGGCGGCAGAAGCAGAGGAAUCGUCGUACCGUGGUGUACACCCCUUCCUGUCCUGUCUUCUACUUGCUCUUAUUUCUGUCUUUGGUAAGAAGGAUGAUUUAAAGGUGCAAUAUGUGACUUAGUGGAUCCCGAUGCUCUGGGUUUUUAGUGAUGUUUUACUCAGGUUGGCAUUUUAUGUGUGUCUGUGUAUAUGUGUGUGUGUGUGUGUGUGUGUGUUUUAUAGUGUGGUGAUCUGUGAACAUUUCAGUGUCAACUCAGAUUAACCCCUUCCCCCCCCAAAGUCUACUGGCUUUAGACUCUUAUCUGCAGUGACACACGUCAGUAUCUACUGUAUAUAUAAAUACUAAACCCUUACACCAGUCAUUCCUAUGAAUUGAGGUGUACAAAGUUUGAUUUGUAUCAAAGAUGUAAUUAUUAUUUUUAAAACCUCUUUUCACUACACUGCUGCUGUAAUUACUUUGAUUUUUAAAGAAAAUGUAGUUUUUUUUGUUUUUGUUUUUUUGCUUCAGGUGUGUAUUCACCAAGAACUUCAGAAUUUAUGUGGAUUUAUUUUAUUGGUACAUAAUCUGUAAACCUCUCAAGGCAUUAACAUGACAAGAUUUGUGUCUUUUAUUUUUUAUCUUGUGGCUCAGGUUAUAUUUGAAGAAGUUUUGAGUUUAUUCUCUAGUAGGCAAUGAAGUAUAUAAGGUCUUAUGAAGGAAUCCCAAGUCCCUGGAUCCUGUGGCUGUUUUCCACAGUGACACAUCCUGCUGUACGUUGGGACAGUGGUAUCCUGUUGGAGAUGAGAGCGGGGUCUUCUCUGCGGGUCCUGGCCACUGUGGGCCCUGGAGUAGUCCUCUGGUGUUCCGCUCUUCACCUCACCAGCACUUUGACGGCUGUCUGGACAUGAUCACGAGUGUUUGAGGGUUGUAGAGGGUGAACCAUGAUGUACUUACCCUUGGUGUGGUCAGAGCUGUAGUGCUCUAUGUGUUCUGUCCCCCUUUCCUUUGAGGUACUGAGAGGAUUGAAAGGAGAGGUCGGGACGUUGUCAUGCUUUGGUGGAGAAUUUUACUUCUCAAAUGGAAACUGCACUUUUUGCUAAAUCUUUUGCAUUUUGGUGUUCAUUUUGUGUCGGGCCCUUCCGGGAAAGGACUGGCCAGGGUAGGUUGGGCCCCUUGACUCAACUUCACUAGGGACUUUGAUACUGCAGUUGUGAAUCAGGGAAGCCAUGCUGCCCCCAGGUGUGGAAUGAAGUGGACAUGGGCUCAUUGCUCCCGAGUCCCAUUUAGUCUGCCCGCCCCUAGCAUGUGCUGAUUCUGGGGUGCUAUACAGAUGGGCCUGUCCCGCAGUAGUUCUGUGUACCACCUACCCACCUCCUCAGUGUGUUAGGAACCAUUGUAGUGGGUAGCAAGGUGUCACAUCCAGUGCAGCGCCUAGGCCCUGCCCCCACUGCCAUGGGAAAGGCCGAGGAAAGGACUUGCCCCAACAAAGUCCUGUAAAAGAUCGGAGUCUCUUAAAAACUGAAAGCAACAUAAUCAUAAACCUGCUGUAUGCAAAUGCAAAACACAGAAACCUUCUCUGCUUCUGCCUGUGUGGGUCUGGGAAGUCCUUAGGCCCCAGCCCCAGCAAGCCACUCUCUGUGAUUUCCAGGCCCAGGAGGAAGAAGGCUAGCGGCAGAGAGGUCAGGAGUUCCAAACGGGCAGGUCACACGAAGGCCACCGCGCCAUUCCACAUCUGGAGGAGGACUGUGGGGUGGGGUUUGCAUAGCACAGUCAUGGGAAAGGGACGAUGACCAUGUGGUUAAGAAGGACUCCUGACAGAGGCCGGGCCUGUUCCGAGGUGAGGGGAAGGCACUUCUCGCUGGAUUCCCCCAGCCCUCGAUGGAAGUGCGAACCAAAAUUUGAAGAGUCUGGUGAGAUUGGAAUGAUGGAGCUCCCUGCUCGGAUGUAAGGGUUGCCUGGACAAAAGCAGCCCGCGUGGGACUCGCCAUCAACGAAAGGGCUACGGACUGGUGGCCCGCUGCUGUGGAAGACUCGGGCCAUGGAUGUCUUCUCAGAUCAGAGACUUUUCCUCCAGAGCUGAAUCUAGCGGCAGUGGGCACCAGAAGGAGGUUCCGUGUCUGUUCUCUGCGGGCACUCGGUGACCUCCAGCCAGACUCUGGCGCAGUGGACCCUCUGGAUCUGUGCUCUGUGGAGUUGGAGGCUCUGCGGGGUGGGGGUGGGGAGGAGGUAGGGAAGGGUCAACUAUGCAGCUGAUUCAGACUUGUUUUGCUGGGAUGGAGAAGCCCGGUUUUCUUUUGCAAUGCUUGAUUGUGCUUGUGGAGCUAAACAGCCAGCCCUGGUGACUGAAGUUGAUUCUCCUCAAAACCACGUCGGAAUUCUGUGUUUUCAGACCACCGUGUAGCAACUGUGUGUAACAACUAUAGCUUUUUUUCCCUGGGGCACAGAAUAGAAGUGUUGAUGUGGACUCUAAACUGUACUUUUCUUGUAACUAUUUUGGAAUGAUGCACAUUUCUAAUGUCUGUUAGACUUGUACAGAGUAUUGCUGUUGGUUGCUUUUUUUUUUUUUUAAGGACAAAAAUGGCCUGAAAAACUUUUUUAAAGACUUACAAAUACCAAAUAUAAAAUAUGUCAACACA
Molecule: messenger RNA, 7443 nt
Organism: Peromyscus maniculatus bairdii (prairie deer mouse)
Lineage: Eukaryota; Metazoa; Chordata; Mammalia; Rodentia; Cricetidae
Source: RefSeq, a predicted model, not a curated record